CUCCGGUGUCUGAUGUCUCCGUUAGUUCCAGCCCCGCUCCUCCUCCAGGAUCCCCGCACAUGCUCAGAGCUCCACGCCGCGCUGCGCGUCUCCUGAGCGGCCUGUGCUCUCCUGCGCUCCCGCCAGCACAGAUCAUCUCAUGGAGCUCGAGUCUCGUUUGCGUUUGUCUCCACCAUGCACUUUAGGAUUUUAAUAAGAUGUACGUGUGUUUUGAGAUAAUCCUUUUGCUUCUCUCCUGCAACUUCUGCGCGCUCGUCUACACACAGGAUCCGUCCUGCUGCCAUCAUGCUGCAGAGCUCUUUCCUCAGUGUAGAGAAGCCUGUGACCAGCUCGCGACCAUCAGAAGUGAAUCGCAUCUGAAGCACCUUCUCCUGCGUUUGCCCAGUUACUGCCCCGAGUCUCUGAGUGAUCUUUGGGUCUGCAUCAACAACACAUUGCCGGGGGCAUCGAAGAAGUCUGACGGAUGGGUGGGUUUGGGCUGCUGUGAGCUGGCCAUCUCCUCCGAGUGCCGCAGGGACUGCAAACAGGCAUCGUCUAGAAAUGACAUCACUAAAGUAUGCAAGAAAGACACCGAGAAACCACUCUACAGCUGCAUCACCAGGAAUGAAAUGGGCUCAGUGUGCUGCAGUUAUGCAGGGAGACACACAAACUGCCGUGAAUACUGUCAGGCCAUCUUCCGCACAGACUCGUCUCCGACCGUCUCCCAGAUCACCGCGGUCAAAGAGUACUGCCAGAGCAUCAGUCCUCAGCUCAUCGGCUGUGUGGCCAACUACACCAAAUCCUUCCCCAUCCGGAGCCCCCUCGACAGUCUGUACUGCUGUGAGCGGGCGGAGGAGGCUCACUGUCAGACGGCCUGUAAGCGUAUCCUGCGCACCAUGAGCACGGAGCAGGAGAUCAUGGAGGGUCUGAUCAGUGAGUGUGGCAGUCAGCCGCUCCCUCAGGACCCGCUGUGGCAGUGCUUCUUGGGCAGCGCACACCCGCCCACCAUCAGUGACCCCGAGUCACCCCCCAUCGCCAAGAUGGACUACGCCAAACUGCACUGCUGCUUCAAGGCCAACACCUCCCUGUGCAGGAACAUGUGCUUGGAGAUCAGCACUAACUGGGGCACUCAGACGUGGCAGGAGUUCGACCAGCACUGUGAAUACAACCCGGCUGAGAUGGACCUCAUCACCUGCUUGGCUGACGUCAGGGAGCCGUGUCAGUUAGGCUGCAAAGAGCUCAGCUACUGCACCAACUUCAACAACAGGCCGACAGAGCUGUUCCGCAGCUGUAAUGUUCAGUCAGACCAGGGCGCCUUGAACGACUUCAGACUCUGGUCCAACGGAAGCAUCAAGAUGCCCUUCAUGAACAUCCCAGUGCUGGACAUCAGACGGUGUCAGCCGGACAUGUGGAAGGCCGUGGCCUGUGCGCUGCAGAUCAAACCCUGCUACAGCAAGACCAGAGGAAGCGUCAUCUGCAGGUCGGACUGUGUGGAUAUCCUGACCCAGUGUGGCGAUGGCAAGCGUUUCCUGGAGGGACAGACGCCCGAGCGCAUCUGUGACCUGCUGUCAGCCACGGACGAGCCGGAGCGCUGCAUCCCUCUGCACAGAUACCUGACCCCCAGCCCCUUCCAGAACAUCAUAGAAGAAGUCAUCCACCCCUGCAACCCCAGCCCCUGUCCCAGCAACCAUCUCUGUGAAGUCAACAGGAAGGGCUGCCCCCCCGGACACGACUGCCUGCCCUUCUUCUGUGUCCCCGGCUGUAAGCUGGGGGAGGCGUCUGAGUUCCUGGUGCCAGUGGACAGCCGGAUCCAGGUGCCCACCAGGAGCGGUCAGGUGGGCUGUUACGAGGUGUGCACCUGCGGUCAGAGCGGCCGACUGGAGAACUGCGCUGAAAUGCCCUGCUUCGACACCAGCAUGACCUGCAUCAUAGCAGGACAGCACAAGAGUCACGGCGUGUCGUUCCGGGUGUACUGUCAGCACUGCUCCUGCUUCGCCGGUGAAAGCAUCUGCUCGUCUCGUCCGUGUGUGCACUCCGACGGCUCCGACCAGGACAGACGGCUCUUCACAGGGCUCCCCUGCGGCUGUGCCGAUCAUUUCGUGCCGGUGUGUGCUCGUAACGGACGCACGUAUCCCAGCGCCUGUGUGGCCCGCUGCGUCGGCUUCAGGGACAACCAGUUUGUGUUCGGCUCCUGCAGGAGCAUCGACCCCUGCUCCCCGAACCCCUGCCAGAGGAGCCAGAGGUGUGUCCCCAGGCGUCAGGUGUGUUUGACAGAGCUGUCAGAAUACCCCUGUCCUCAGUACGAGUGUGUUUCCCGUCCGGCCGGCUGUGAUCAGAACCAGCUGGAUCCGGUGUGUGACACAGACAGCACUGAACACGCCAAUCUGUGUCUGCUGUUCCAGCGGAGCAAGAGCCUGGCCUACAUGGGACACUGUCAGGACGCCUGCAGGAGGCCUAGAGAGGUGUGUGGUCAUAACGGGGAGACCUACAGGACGGUGUGUGAAGCGUUCUCGGACCGCGUGGCGGUGGACUAUCAGGGUCGCUGUCAUGCGGUCGGUGUGGGGUCAGAGUUCACGUCAGACUGGGGCUGCAGCGCUGUUUCCUGUCCUCCGCUCUCCAGCCGCGUCUGUAACCCCGUCACGCCGCCCGGUGCGUGCUGUCCGGUGUGUGCAGGUCUGCUGCAGAUCCUCUGGAACGAAGCGCAGAUGAACACCUUCGCCAAGCUGAACCGGAAUCAGCCGGUGACGGUCCAUGACAUCCUGAAGAUCUUGCGGCUGCACAUCUCUGUCCCUCAGUGUGAUAUCUUCGGCUAUCUGAGCAUGGACUCUGAGCUGGUGGUCCUCGUCGUGCCUGUGGAUCAGCAGCCCACGCCGCUGCAGAUCGAAGCCUGCAGUAAAGAGGCAGAGAAGAUCGACUCUCUCAUUAACUCGGCCAGCCCAACGCUGAGCUCACACGUGCCUCUGGCGGCCUUCCUUCACUCCGAGCUCCAGCUGUCCACCAUCAGCUCGACCGCACGGCCCUCGCUCUCCCUCUCCCUCUGUGUCUUCAGCUCCUCGCUCCUGCUGUCUGUCGCAGCGACCCUGCUCUGCUCCUAGCCGCCCGCUUGACCUCUGACCUCCGGGGUCACCGCUGCUGACUGUCUCUCAGUGUUAAGGACUUCCUGAAGGAAUCGGAGCUGGGGUCUCACCCAGAGACAGAUAUAUUAUAUUUUAUUGUUCCUGUAAUGUCAAUCAGUUUUAUAAAAAACACAAAAGAGGAGCCCAGCCAUGUAAACAAAUAUGACAAUCACACUGCUUAUCCUUAAAGUGGUAAACACAAUAUGCCUUGCUUAUAAAUUUAUAAAUAUAUAUAUAUAUAUAUGUGUAUAGAUUUUUUUUAUGAUGUAUUGCAAAACCAAACGUUUAUGUUGAUAAAAGGAGCAAAAUGUUCUAUUUUGAGAUGAUCAGGUGCCAUUUGAAGAUGAUUGACAGCUCUGUACUAAGUGUGUGUGUGUGUGUGUGUGUGGUGUGCGUGCAUGUGUGCGUGCGUGUGUGUGUGCGUGUGUGAUUGUCUGUUAGUGAGUGAGUGUGUGUGUGUGUGUGUGUGUGUGUGGGUGUGUGUGUGUGUGUGUGCGUGAGUGUGCGUGAGUGUGCGUGAGUGACUGUGUGAGUGACUGUGUGAGUGUAUGUGUGAGUGUGUGUGUGUGUGUGUGUGUAUGUGUGUGUGUGUGUGUGUGUGUGUGUGUGAGUGUGUGUGAGUAACUGUGUGAGUGUAUGUGUGAGUGUAUGUGUGAGUGUGUGUGUGUGUGUGUGUGUGUAUGUGUGUGUGUGUGUGUGUGUGUGUGAGUGUGUGUGAGUAACUGUGUGAGUGUAUGUGUGAGUGUAUGUGUGUGUGUGUGUGUGUUUACGGGCCGCCCGUCCCAGACAGUAUUAUUUGGCUUUGGCAGCUGUGUAGCAUGAUGGGACGGCCUUUCUGUGUCUAACUCUUCCAUGUAUAUUUUUAUAUGAUAAUAAUAAAUGUGAUCAUGUUACUGAAGGAUUUCAUCAGAAUGUUCUAGUCGAUAUCGAGGCUGAGACUAUAAUCAGAAAGUCACGUACACUCUCAGUCAAAGGUUUUGGGUCAAAGAUAUUUUUGAAAGAAAAUAAUACUUUUAUUCAUCAAGCAUGAUUUAAAUUGAUCAAAAGUGACAGUAAAGACAUGUAUAAUGUUCCAAAGAAUUAUAUUUCAAAUAAAAUCUGUUCUUCUGAA
This is a messenger RNA of Carassius gibelio (silver crucian carp), 4206 nucleotides long. Its product is annotated as reversion-inducing cysteine-rich protein with Kazal motifs-like. Gene Ontology annotation, cellular component: plasma membrane. Gene Ontology annotation, molecular function: metalloendopeptidase inhibitor activity; protein binding. Lineage: Eukaryota; Metazoa; Chordata; Actinopteri; Cypriniformes; Cyprinidae. The record is from RefSeq and is a predicted model, not a curated record. Gene Ontology annotation, biological process: sprouting angiogenesis; blood vessel maturation; extracellular matrix organization. Bases 198 to 3074 code for a protein of 958 amino acids. The transcript is spliced from 21 exons.